GUUUUCUCCUGCCUCGUGGCGCCUGCUGGGCACCGCUAGCCAUGACACGUCCGCUGGGCGCGGGCUCGCCGUCGCCGUGCCCACCCGUCACCGCGUCUCGGCGCCAUUUUAGGCCGGCGGCCGCGGGCAGAGAGAGCACUCGAGACUGCAGAAAUCAGUCAAUUACAGAAUUCUUCAAACCAGUUUUAAAGCAAGAUCUGGGCUGUAAAGACAGAACUGUGCUGUGCUCACCAGACAAAGGAAACGUAAAAGAUGGAGGAACUGGGAUGUCAGCUUUAUGUGCUGAGCGUUUUGAAAAGAAAGUAUCCUCUCCAAAGCAAGUCAGGAGGAAAAAGAUGCCAGUCCAAGCACCAAGCACGAGUCCUGGGCUAGAUGCCUUUCGAAGAGGAGUUAAGGGGAAAAGGGACAAGGUAACCUCCUUGGAGAACAGCAGAACRUGCAGGACAUUCACUUCAGUGUACCCUAAAGUCGUGAUUCAAAAACUCUUCAUAACUGCAGGGUCAUCCAGUUGUUCGUUGGCCCCAAAGGAUAAAACCGUCAAGCAAGAACAAGGAAGAAAUGAGAAGUGUCUGGGUGUAAUGAGGACACCACUGUCAUGUGGAAAUAGCUGGGAACAGACGACUGACCGUAUGGAUGUAGAAGAAACCAGUUCAGACUCUGACAGAUGGGUUUCAUCACUGGAAGCCGAUGCUAUAAAUACUCACUCUAGAAAUAAUGGGCAUGUGAGCAACACAGCUCUGUGCCAAAGUCCAGGGCAUUCUGUGAAAGUGCAGGGUGCUUCAGGUGAUCCCCAGUAUAGGCUAUCACUGGAAGCUCGCUGCAGAGAAAGGAAGCAGAAGCAUAGAAAGCAGCAAUCUAAGCCACAUGCAGCAAAGCCAUUCUCAGGAAUGAGUUUAUCACAUCAGGGAAAUGGAUAUCCCUUGAGAAAAAGAUCACAUUCUGCUUCAUGGGAGACUGCAGCAGAUGACCCAUCUCAAUCAAAACACGUUUCAAAGCCUGAGGCCUCUUCUCCAAAUCUACUGAGACUGUCACCUGAAAAAGGCACCGUUAUGUGGAAAAGCCAGUCUUUUCCAUCACUCUGCAUUAGUCCUAAGAUGCCUUCUAGGCCAUCCMAACAAAAAGACUCUCCUGGAAAAAGAAAACGCACCGCUGUCGGUUUGGAUGCAAACAGCUCAAAUCACUCUGUGGUAGCGAGCUUGAAUGACUCUAUUUUCAGUAGAUCCUCUGAACAAKGCAGAAAUAGGAAGUCUGACUUUGUAAAAACCGGCUUCUUAAAGUCUUUGUCUAAUGGUGUUGUGCAGCUGAUGGAGGCUGCUGCUCAACCCAGGCAUGAUUCUAUUCUUUCAGAGGAAUAUCUUGACUCAAGCCAUGAAAAUGAAAGAAAUAAUGCCUCUUUUGUAGGUUUGUCACCUUCGUACUCUGCACCCAGUCCUAUUAAAAAUAACCAYGUUUCUAUUGUGGAUACCAAAGAGAAUCAAUUGCAGGUGCCCCCCUCAUACUGUUUCUUGGAAAAGUCCCUUUCUCAGGAAAAAAGUACUGUGUUGCAUUCUCGCCACCACUUCGCACAAACAAACGCUGUAUUCACAGAGGACGCRAAUUGUCAACUUCAAAAUGCUGAUUUAUCUCAGGUUUUGGAUGCUGCAAAACGGCAAGAUAGAAAAAGACCAGAAAGGCCUGCACUUCCUAAAGCUGUUAGUACUGAACUCAGCAACAGUUUACCAAAAUCUAAAGGAAAAACAUCAGAAAAAAAAAUCAACCUGCAUUCAGUGGAAGAUGCUUGGAAACUUGCCGUUUCAGAAGAGAUUGGUGAAAUAGUUCCCUGUUCAUUACCCCUUAAGGAAGGGUGUGUAGAAGGUGGCCCCACGUCUUCACAGCUGUCAGAAGAGUUGCAAGUUGAAAAGGGCUGUCCUGAGGCAUCUAAACUGAAUAGCAAAUCAAAGAGCAGCAUUGACAGUGAGGAUGAGAGUUUGGAAUGUGAUCUCGAUGCAGAUGAUGAUGAUGAAGAUGAAGAAAUACUCUUGCCAUUGCAAGAAAUUUUGUCUUCAAGUCCCCAGCCAGAGCUGGGAACYCUCGAAGGAGACUGUCUUGAAAAUCUUUCCCAAGACACCAUGAGUCCAUCACUGAAGCUUCCUCUUUCUAAGCCUCCUGUUGUUAGCCAGGUGUCAUAUGUGAACAGCUUAGAGCACAUUUUGAAGGAGAAAGAAGAAUCUAAAAGGGUAGAUGAACUAGAAGAACGGUUACAGGAAGACAUACAGAAAACAGAAACAAAUUCUUCAGAUGGAGAUGAGGAAGAGGGGGAGGAUACSUUUGCUGAUGGAGAUCUCUCAGAAGAACACAGGGCAUUUAUACAGAGAUUUUCAAUAACAGCUCAYGCCAUACCUGACUACCACCCUGGAGAAGAAAUAUUUAACUUGGYAAUGUCUGGAAAAAUCUUCAAUCAACACAAUCUUGACUUGAGGAAUUUUUAUUUCAUACCUCAGAAUCCUAUAGAAAAGCUCCUCCUUAGYUCUGGUGCAGCCCAGCAGCUCUCGCUGGCUGUUAAUGGCUUUCUGAGUUCUGCUUACAGCCGUGUCAUGUGCCCCAUACCAAUUCUGAAGUGGCUUUUCCAGAUGAUGUCUGUUCAUCCUGACUAUUGUGUUUCCACACAGAUAUUAGACAAGUUGAUGGAAAUAACAGUAAAAAAUGCUUCCAUCAGUGAUGAACAGUCUAAGCCAUGGAUCCCUUCACUAGCUGAUGUGUCAGCWGUGUUUGUCAAUAUGGGUGUUGCGUUUAGAUCUCUCUUUCCAUUGCAGCAUCUUCAGCCCAACUUUAACGAGUGUGAUAUUUUAAGUCACGUGCAAGAAACAGUGAGCAAAAACCAGCUAGGAGGGGAUCUCGUCACUGCCAGACCAGCCUUCACUGCCGUCCCAGAAACCAACCUAAUUAAUGUGAUCAAGUUUCUAGGCUUUUGUAUAACAGUCUGUCAAGGCGGAUAUACUGAUCAAGAAAUAGUGCUGCUGCUUCUAUCACUAUUCAAAAUAAGCUUGGAGAAACAGUUAAAGCAAAUUCCUUUGAUAGAUUUUCAGUGCCUCUUCGUGAAGCUUCUGAAAAGUAUAAAAGACUGGGAUACAAAGAUGCCUGAGCUCUGCCUGGCACUGAAUGAACUCUCUAGUCAGCACCAUAAUCUCCUGUGGCUGGUCCAGCUGGUCCCGAGCUGGAUAAUACGUGGCAGGCAAGUAAGAAGACGACUUAGCCUGGUGAUAAUUUCAAAGCUUCUUAAUAAAAAGCAUGUAAGAAUACCCGACACCAGUGAUGAGCAGAUGUCUCUUCUGCGUCAGUACCUGGUGUGCAUGAAACCUUCUAGUCUGCUGAAGAGGACAAGAGAAAGAUUAGAGCAGCAGAACGAUGUCAACGGAGAGCACCUUCAUUCAGACCUGGAACAGCAGACUUACUACCUAAUCUACAUCCUGCUUCAUCUCGUCAGUGAAGCUAGUUUCUUUGACGUUGUAAAUUCUAAUCAAAGGCAACACUUACUGAAGCUUUGUGGUGCCUUAGAUAAGCACAUAAAAUGUGAUAUUAGGGAAGAUGUGAGGCUAUUUUAUCGAUCUAAGGUGAAAGACUUGGUUGCUAGGAUAUAUGGCAAAUGGCAAGACAUGAUCCAGAACACUCGGCCUACUCAGGGAAAACUGCAUGAUUUCUGGGAGCCAGAUUUGUGAAAGCUUGCCUAGUUCAGGGACAAUAGCAGGAAAAAAAAAUGAACAAGGAUCUUUCCUGAAGGCAAGGAAGAUUUAGAAUGAAUGGAGCUACACCUUGGUUGGAACAGAGAAAAUCAGAUGCCUGAUUAAACCUUGAGCUUGGUUUGAGAAAAUGCUAAAAACACRGCUACAUAUUUUGAUUGGAAAUGGAUUGAUUACCAACAUACUACUUAGGAAAAAAUGAAUGGGAUAUAGUGGGGGAAAGGAUCAUCCUUUUCUAUACCCAGACUGAAUUAACCAGUGUUUUUUUUUUUGCUUGUUYGUUUGUUUUGUUUUAUCAUAUWGAAAGCUGAGGGAAAAUUUCUCAUUUGGUUUCUUUUGUUAGUCACCAAUACAUAAGGUCUUCAGAAAGGUCUGUGUGGCUGCCUGUCUGCACCUGUAAGUAUUGGUUCAGUGUGACGAGGAAGGAGAACUGCCCCAUGAAAUGAAAUGUGAGUUCUCAGCAUUGGGGCUCCUGUUGCAAGCAGCUGAUCGUUCAGAACUGGCAGCAUAAUAAGGUUGCCUACCUGUGCUUAUCUGCAAAGCAGAAUUGGCAUCACUGUCCCCUGUCUGAAUAAUGAAAAAUGCCCCAGUGGUGUGUGAGCAGGUGACUCUCAUCUUGG
Nothoprocta perdicaria is the source of this 4336-nucleotide messenger RNA. RefSeq names its product SMC5-SMC6 complex localization factor 2 (gene SLF2). Lineage: Eukaryota; Metazoa; Chordata; Aves; Tinamiformes; Tinamidae. The coding region runs from base 42 to 3695 and encodes 1217 amino acids. Gene Ontology annotation, biological process: DNA damage response; protein localization to site of double-strand break; positive regulation of double-strand break repair. The record is from RefSeq and is a predicted model, not a curated record. Gene Ontology annotation, cellular component: nucleus; site of double-strand break. The transcript is spliced from 20 exons.